Amaranthus tricolor (Joseph's coat) is the source of this 973-nucleotide messenger RNA. Its product is annotated as transcription factor HY5-like. Gene Ontology annotation, molecular function: DNA-binding transcription factor activity, RNA polymerase II-specific. Gene Ontology annotation, biological process: regulation of photomorphogenesis; response to far red light; positive regulation of transcription by RNA polymerase II. NCBI's taxonomy places the organism in Eukaryota, Viridiplantae, Streptophyta, Magnoliopsida, Caryophyllales, Amaranthaceae. Bases 197 to 685 code for a protein of 162 amino acids. The transcript is spliced from 4 exons. The record is from RefSeq and is a predicted model, not a curated record. Gene Ontology annotation, cellular component: nucleus.
ACUAUUAAUAUUCUUGUUCCGAUCCUCUUCAUAUAUAUAAUAUAUAAAUAGGGAAAAAAUUGAAAUCAAUCCACAUAUUAUAUUAUCAAUCUAUAUAUAUUAUAUAUAGAUGUAUAUAUAUUUACAUUUAUAUAAAUUUAUGUGACAUAUAAGUGGUAGAUUCUAAAAGAAUAUCGAGAUUUAUAAUUAAUAUUAAAUGGCUCAUCCAGCAACUUUGCCUCUUCUUCCCAUUAACAUUCCUACAGGGCAAAGCAACAUAGAGGAUAGUGAUGAAGAAUUAUUUAUGGUGCCGGAUAUGGAAGUUGGAUCAGAAGAGAAAGUAAAGAUGAUAGAUAAUACUCAAGAAAGCUUGCAAAGCUCCAAAAAUAACAACAAUGGUAAUUUUGGCGAUGAAGAAGGUCCUCCUAAGCGUCGAAGAGGACGUAAUCCUGUUGAUAAGGAGUACAGAAGAAUCAAGAGGUUGUUAAGGAAUAGGGUAUCAGCACAACAAGCACGUGAGAGGAAAAAGGUGUAUAUGAAUGAUUUAGAAUCAAGAGCCAAAGAACUUCAAGAGAUGAACUUCAAAUUAGAGGAAAAAAUUUCUACACUUACCAAUGAGAACACAAUGCUUCGCAAGAUACUGAUGAAUACCAGACCAAAAACUGACGACAGUGAAGAGCCCAACUGCCCAAGUGUGCAUAAAUAACUCAAAACUUGAUAUUUGGCAUUUUAAUUCUUCUUAUUUGCAAUUAAAAAAAUAAUAGAUGCUUCAAAUAUGAUAAAUGUAUGGAGUAAUAGUAAAACUGAAAAAAGUAAUUAGGAUUAUCUUCUAGUCUUACAAGACUGACUGUACUUACGAUUAUAUUUAAAGAAUUCAAGUACACUAAUUUACUAUCCCUUAAAUUGAGAUCAAGAGAAUUUCUUCUUCUUUCAAUGGGAAUAACUAUAAAUACAACUUCUUUAGUAUGUAAUCGUAUUAUCAUCAGACGAAUCU